AGGUCAACAUCUUUGGACCGGCAGGCACAGGAGAGAGAGAGAGGGCGGAUCAAAGGACCCAAAGCUCGGUCAAAAGAUUCUGCAACUGCCAUAAACUCCCGCCCGCCGCGAAGCCGCGCUCGUCCCAGUUGCUCAAACUACUAGUAUAUCCAGAGCUCUUGCAUCCAACCCUAUAAAUCCACCCAGCUCUCGCUCGUUUUUCCGCAGCUGACCACCAAGCCUAAGAAGAAGACGCGAUCCAAUCGAAGGCAAUCAUCAUCAUCAUCAUCUCUCUCUCUCUUACUCGUCGGGGUCGGGCAAACAAACGCACUGCAGCAUCUGGCCAUGGCUUGGACGAAGAGGAAGACUGGCGGCAGCGGGUCACCCGCGCGCGGGGCCGGCGCCUACGAGGAGGAGGAGAAGGUCCCGAGAGGGCACGUCCCGAUGCUGGUCGCUGACGGGGACGGCGGCCACGGCGAGCGGGUGCUGGUGCCGGUGACGCUUCUCAGCGACCCUUGCGUCGCGGAGCUGCUGGACAUGGCGGCGCAGCGGUACGGGUACGGCCAGCCGGGCGUGCUUCGGGUGCCCUGCGACGCCGGCCACUUCCGCCAGGUCCUCGACGGCGCUAUGCACAGAUGCGGGAUCAGCGUCGCGUGAACACAGCCACAGUUGGCAGCUACCCGAGCACUGAGGAGAAAAACAGCUCCCGUGCCGCGAGCCGGCGACCAAGCUAACUUGUAGGCUUGUAGCCUUGUACACUUAUAAUCCUAGAUGAUUAGUUUGUUCUUGAAUAUAUUGAUUCAUUUGAUCCAUUCAAUUUUAUAACUGUAGACGCAACGCAACAUGACACCACAAGUCAAUCUCAGGGCCUGCAUAUAUUAUUAUAGUGUCUACUGUUUUUUAUCA
Messenger RNA from Zea mays, 885 nucleotides. RefSeq names its product Putative auxin-induced protein family. The record is from RefSeq and is a predicted model, not a curated record. Gene Ontology annotation, biological process: response to auxin. Bases 325 to 636 code for a protein of 103 amino acids. Lineage: Eukaryota; Viridiplantae; Streptophyta; Magnoliopsida; Poales; Poaceae. The transcript has a single exon.